AUGCUUGCAGUAUCUUGGGCCCUCACAAAGUGCUGCCUAUACCUGAAAGGACUGCCAACCUUCACCCUGCAAACUGACGAUCGCCCAUUGGUGCCCAUCAUCAACAGCUACAUGCUGGACAUGGUUGAAAACCCACGGCUCCAGCGAAUGAAGGAGCGUAUGUCGCAAUAUCAGUUUACUGCAGUGUGGCGUGCCGGCAAGUCUCUAUGCAUCCCAGGUGCACUUUCUCGUGCACCAGUCAGCUACCCCACCUCUGAGGAUAUGACUGGCUGUGCUGAGGUAACGGCACACGUCAGGUUCGUCAUCACCGCUACAACAGCUUCCCAGGACAAGGAUGCCCUAACCAUUGACUCCGACCGGACCCUACAGGACAUUUCAAUAGCAGCACAGGCUGACCCCACCUACGUUCGCCUUCGCAAUUGCAUCAGCUCUGGGUUUCCCACAAAUCGGUACGACCUACAUGCAUCCUUAUCACCGUACCGGAAGCUGCAAGAAGCCCUCUCUACUGAUGGCAACCUCAUUCUCUAUGGGGCAAGAAUACUAGUUCCUGCAGCUCUACGUCGCCACACACUCGCCAGACUCCAUGAUAGUCACCGUGGUGUCGAGGCUACCAAAUGUCGGGCCCGAAAAACCAUCUUCUGGCCUGGGAUAGACACGGACAUCGCCAACACCAUCGCUGCCUGUGAGCCGUGCCAAGUCCUGCGUCCCAGCCAACAACAGGAGCCUCUCCACAACGACGACCAUCCAUCCAGGCCCUUUGAGUCGGUAUCGGCAGACUUCUUCCAGGUAGCUGGGAAGUCCUUUCUUGUAGUCGCCGACCGCCUCUCCGGCUGGCCUGUGGUUGUCCCUUGCAAGGGCAACACUACUGCCUCCUCGACCAUACAGCACUUCUGCCGCUACUUCAGAGAGGUGGGUGUUCCCUUACUCCUAUGCACCGAUGGAGGACCUCAGUUUACCAGCAAAGAAUUCGCUGACUUCACAGAACGUUGGGGUGUACACCACAUCACCUCGUCGCCACAUUACCCACAGUCUAAUGGACACGCUGAGGCCGCCGUCAAGGCUGUCAAGCACUUGAUCCUCAAAACGGCCCCCACAGGAAACAUUGGCUGCGAGGAUUUCGAUUGUGGUCUCCCUGAGUUAAGAAACACACCCAACCAGUCUGGUUGCUCUCCUGCCCAGGACCCGACAUCCCACCGAUGGGACACAGUUGGGACUGUCAUAGGCGGUGCACGAUCACGCGAGUACGAGAUCCGCCUCCCAAGUGGUCGAGUACUACGUCGGAACCGCCGCUUCCUAUAUCCUGUGCCCAGCCCCAAUCAAGUUCCCAACUCUGAUCUCCCUGUGGUCCCUAGCCCAGACAUGGAAAAGUCAUCAAUUCCCUCCAAAGCCCCUCGCUGGUCUCCGAAAUUGAACAGGCCUACAGGUAUUCUCCUACUUACGAUGGGGUUAGGUUUCGAGAAACCCAUCGUAAGUUGA
Molecule: messenger RNA, 1476 nt
Organism: Macrobrachium nipponense
Lineage: Eukaryota; Metazoa; Arthropoda; Malacostraca; Decapoda; Palaemonidae
Exons: 2
Coding region: 1-1476 (491 amino acids)
Biological process (GO): DNA integration
Molecular function (GO): nucleic acid binding
Source: RefSeq, a predicted model, not a curated record